Molecule: messenger RNA, 1979 nt
Organism: Pleuronectes platessa (European plaice)
Lineage: Eukaryota; Metazoa; Chordata; Actinopteri; Pleuronectiformes; Pleuronectidae
Gene: st3gal7
Product: ST3 beta-galactoside alpha-2,3-sialyltransferase 7
Exons: 8
Coding region: 156-1397 (413 amino acids)
Molecular function (GO): lactosylceramide alpha-2,3-sialyltransferase activity
Source: RefSeq, a predicted model, not a curated record
AUUAAAGGGAAGUGGCAAAGUUCAGCGGGGUAGGACUCUGCAGCAGCCAUUUUAGCUCCACGGGACAUGCGUCUUGCUGCUUUCCCAUCAGCCACGGAGCAGAGGGAAGCCGACGGUUGACUCUCAGUUAAUGUCUCUACCCGGCUGCGUGUACCAUGGUGACGCUGGAUCACUUGAGUGUAGAAGACAGUGUUGAUGACUCCCUGCUGUGGCCUGAGGCUGCCACGCCAACACCUGUCUGUCACAGGCAACUCAUGGCGACAAAUAGCGACUCUAGGGAUUUGUUCCUCACCAGGGGUAAGAACCUUGCCUUGAGUCUGGUGCUGCUGAUCGGAUGCUACUCAGCUGUUCUGAUUCCUGCCUAUUUCCCCACGGAUCAGGUGGCAACACUGGGCAAUGACUUCCAACAUCCUAAAGAUCUGGUCUUAUUAAACCGCUCAGCCACGCUGCUGUCGGGCCCCUGUCAGCCUCACUGGUGUCUGAACCACCUCAAGUCUCUGUCCUGCUCUGCGGGCCUCGUGGACCUCCCCGUGUUUGUGCAGCAGGACAGGCCCGUGACCUGGGAUCUGUCCCCUCCUCUGGGGCUCCAGGGCAGCGAAGAGCCUCUGGCCCGGGCUCUUGCGUCUCUGCCUGAGCAAAACCUGCCUCCGUCACUGAGGAGAGACGGCAGCUGCAGGCGAUGUAUGAUGGUGGGCAAUGGAGGGGCUCUGCACGGGAGCCAUCUUGGAUCCCAUAUAGAUCAGUAUGACAUCAUUAUCAGGCUGAAUAACGCUCCAGUGACCGGCUUUGAGAGAGAUGCUGGUUCCCGCACCACCAUCCGCCUGGUUUACCCAGAGGGAGCGCCUCUCUCUGCAGAAGAGUACAAAAAUACCUCCAUGGUCGCACUGGUGGUCUUCAAGAGCCUAGACCUGGACUGGCUCACUUCUGUCAUCACCAAACAGCCUCUGAGCUUCUGGUCCAAAAUGUGGUUCUGGAGGGAGGUGGUGGAGGUUAUCCCUCUAAGACCAGAGAACUUCAGGAUCCUGCAUCCGGAGAUUAUUCGCAAGACGGGACAAGUGUUACAGAAAUAUGCAGUGAAACAUGGAAAAAUGUUGCCGACACUAGGUGCCAGCGCGGUGGUGAUGGCUUUGCAGCUGUGUGACCAAGUGAGCCUGGCAGGGUUCGGCUACGACAUGCAGCACCCAGAGGCCAGGCUCCACUACUAUGAGACAAUACACAUGGACGCCAUGAAGGCUCAAGUGGUGCAUGACGUGAGUGCUGAGAAACUCUUCUUGAGGGACCUGGUGAAGGCGCGAGCUGUGACCGACCUCACAGGCGCGUUGGGAGCCAGCAGCGGGGAGACCAAUCAUAUAGUGAACUCCACGUGCACUCCCCCCUCUCGCUGUGAGCAUGUAUAGCGUCCUCCAUAAGAGGCUUGCACAGCAUGGACUGACCUUUAAAGCGCCCACAGUCUCCGGAUGCCUCACGAAUCAACGAUUGUGGAGAUAAAAAUAUAUAUAUGUUGUGUGAAAAUCAAUGAACUAUUUACCAAGAGUUACAAGUGUAGUUAAUAUCAUACGGGUGAAUACUGUGUAAUCACACGUCAGGAAAAAUACGAUGAUCCAUGUUCCACACUGUGCUAUUUACAUGAUGUUUACAAUGACGCAAUAAGAAGUGAAUAAGAAACUACUGACAUUUAAUGUUUCCAUAACUAGAAUCUGUGUAUGAAUCCAUAUUGUACAUAAAUACAACUGCAUGUUCAUUCAUACAAAUUAUGAAACUAGAAGUAGGGUAGACUGGGAUUUUCAACAUUUAUACAAAUCCUUCAGCUGCAAGUUUAUAACAGUUAGAAAAAACCCAUCUACAGUAGUAAAGCACGUCAAUCUACAAAAAUUGAAGGAGUGAUAUUCUCGAUAUAUUUAAUACAAGAUACAAAAUAGUGCACAUCUGUGUUUGCUGAUAAUAAACGUAAGUGCACGAAAUAAAUUAUUCUAACCCUA